This is a messenger RNA of Spodoptera frugiperda (fall armyworm), 3888 nucleotides long. RefSeq lists its product as uncharacterized. The record is from RefSeq and is a predicted model, not a curated record. Lineage: Eukaryota; Metazoa; Arthropoda; Insecta; Lepidoptera; Noctuidae. The coding region runs from base 1 to 3888 and encodes 1295 amino acids. The transcript has 2 exons.
AUGAGCGCCACCAUGGAAAACAUUUUGGCCAAUCAAGAUCAGAUCAUUCAAGCCAUGGAGCAGCAACUGCGGAAUUUCAAGAAGGAUUCUGCGGAUCGCAAAACUCCGGCCAACAUCAAAAAACGUUUGCAAAUCCUGGAUUCAUACUGGGGGGAGUUUCAAGAGAAUCAUGCUAAAUUGUAUGAAUUUGAAGAUCGUGGUUAUGCCUACUUUUCGGAAAACAUGUACGAUAAAGCAAGAAUUCUCUACAAUGAAGCUCAGGACAUUAUUCAAAAUUACAAGCCACCUACUAGUGCGGAAAAAGGGAGUAAGUCGCCUAGCACUUCAUCAAUUCGUACAACUGAUACUCGCAAUCAAGAAGCUGCGGAUGAGCGACAACAAACGAACAUGUUAUCAGUAGAUUCAGAUAAACCAAAUAUCAAGCCAAUUGGAACCCCAUCCACAUCAUUGUUCAAGAAGAUUGUCUCUCGAGGUAAUGCCAGUAAAUUGGAAGAAAUGCUACGCAAGCAGAAGAGUAAUUUCAAGGCUUUAUCACGAGCAAUCAGAAACGUGGAUAUGGAGAGCCUCUCCGAAAAAUGGGAAUUCGAAGAUGUGCUCAAAACCAUUCAAGUAAAAUGGUCAACUAUAGAUUCCCUACACUGGGAAAUCGAUUGUGAGAUGUACUCGGAAGAUGAGGAGUAUGAACAGGAAUAUAGCAACCACGAACAACUGUAUAUUAACAUCAAAAAGUUGGUCAAUAGCAAGAUGUAUUCUGUUUCAUAUCGGGAAAGUUUUACACCGAAAAUAGAUAUACCUACCUUCUCAGGGAACUAUCAAAAAUGGAUAUCAUUCAAGGACUUAUUCCAAGAAGCAGUCCACAACAACAAAUCCAUCCCAAACGCCCAGAAGAUGCAGUUAUUAAAAACUAAACUGAAAGGCGAAGCAGAAAGGAUCAUCCAGCACCUCAAUAUCAGUUCUGAAAAUUACAAAGUUUGCUGGGACAUAUUGAAUCAUAGGUAUAACAAUGACAGAUUAAUUUUCACCUCUCACAUGAACAUACUGCUGUCAAUACCUACAAUGCAAAACCAAGUUGACACACAGAUCAAGAACAUGUUCGACACCAUUAAUGAAUGCAUGAACUCCUUAAAAAAUCUUGGGAUAGAUGUAGUCGCCAUUGGACCGAUGGUGGUGCAUUUACUCACACAGAAGCUGGAUACUCAAUCGCUUAGUGAAUACACUCAAUCAUUAGACAAUCCGAGAGCCUUGCCUGUUCUAACAGACUUUCUUAAAUUUUUGGAAAACAAGUAUACUGCUCUCGAGUCGACACGGCGAAAGCAUUAUUCAUCCAAAUCAUCAUCGGCGUCAUCUCCGAGUAACAACAAAGAUUCUGAACACCAAGUCAACAAAAAGAAUCAAUCAAAAUCGAAUAAUUUCAAUAAAAUUGACUCGAAUAAACCAUUUUUGCGUAGUUCGACUUUAAAAAGUUGUGCAACGAGGACACAAUAUUGCCCACUAUGCAAAGACGAUAGCCACGGACUUUUCUACUGCAAGCCAUUUUUAGAAUUGGGGUCAACAGAAAAGAGAAACACAGUGCAAAGGUUCAACUUGUGUGAAAAUUGCCUGGUUGAUCACAAAAAUAAAUCAUGCCGUUCUGAAUCAAAAUGCAGGGUGUGUCAAGGACCUCAUAAUACCGUAUUGCACGAUGCCUUACAGAUAAACGCAGUGUCCAGCAAAAUUGAUAAGUCACCGUCUAUGUCAUGUGAAGACAAUACACAUAGUAAUGCGACACACGUCAGCAAGGAACCUGUUGUUGAAAUUCUGCUAGCAACGGCACUUGUCCGUGUACAAGGGAUUAAUGGGGAAUAUCACACAAUGAGGGCUCUCAUAGAUCAAGGCUCCCAAGCCUCCCUCAUUACUGAGAACGCGGCACAAAUCCUGAAACUGCCACGCCGAGCAUGCAAAGGCGUCAUAGUUGGAGUCAGUGCCAAUCAAACCAAUUGUAAGGGAGUUCUCAGUCUUGUGGCGUCCUCAUUGUACUCCAAUUACACAUUCCAAACAGAAGUUGUUAUUAUGAAGAAAUUAAUUAACAAUUUACCAAAUCAUAGUUUCUCAAAACCAUCGUGGGAAUAUCUUCAAAACAUUCAACUAGCAGACACAGAUUUCAACGUUUGUCGUCCAAUCGAUUUAUUGCUGGGAGCAGAAGUUUACGCGGAAAUCAUCAUGCCUGGCAUAAUCAAGGAAAACUCAUCUCUACCAAUAGCUCAACAGACUCAACUUGGCUGGAUUUUGAGUGGCAAUGUCAAGUCCUAUCAAUGCAACGUUAUCAUGAACAAUAUAGAAGACAUACAAAGGUUUUGGAGCAUUGAAGAUGUCACCGAUUCCAAUACUGACAUGUCCUCUGAAGACCAUCAAUGCCUUCAACAAUAUCACUCAGAAACAGUACGACGAGAAGAUGGUAGAUACGUGGUCAGACUGCCACUGAAACCGAAUAUCAACGAAAAAUUGGGAGAAUCAAAACAAAGAGCCGUAGCACAAUUUUAUCAACUGGAAAGGAAAUUUGCAAGAAAUAAAAAUAUUUCCGAAGAUUACAAAACAUUCAUAACCGAGUACAUCAAACUGGGUCACAUGCGCAAGUGCACACAAAAGAGACUGCCGGAUUGCAUUUUACCUCACCUGUGCGUUUUACGGCCGGACUCGACAACAACAUCGCUGCGAGUUGUAUUUAACGCGUCAGCAAAAACUUCGACUGGCUACAGUCUUAAUGAUUUAAUGUAUAGCGGUCCGAAUCUACAACAGGAUUUGUUUACACUGAUUCUGAAAUGGAGGCAGUAUAAAUAUGCAUUCACAGCAGAUAUCGAGAAGAUGUUUCGGCAGAUCUUGUGUAAUGAGAAGGACCUACAGUAUCAGAAAAUCGUCUGGCGUGACUCACCUUCCCAAGUGCUUAGAGAAUAUGAGUUGAGUACAGUCACCUAUGGAACCAAAGCAGCUCCAUUCCUGGCCAUGAUGACGUUGAAACGGUUAGCAGAAGACGAACGUUCAAGAUACCCUACAGCAUCAGCAGUCCUGGAACAGUGCUUCUACAUGGAUGAUCUUCUGACAGGAAACCACAGCAUAGAGGAAGCCAAGCAACUCAAGGCUGACCUAAUAAAUUUGCUGAAAUCUGGUGGAUUUAAUUUGCGGAAAUGGUCGUCAAAUAACAUGGACAUACAAGAAGCAAUAACAAACAAGGAACAAGCCUUCGAAUUCAAGCAUCAAGAAUCAACCAAAACUUUGGGACUGCGCUGGCACCCACAGAGCGAUCAAUUCAAGUUCCAGAUGAAGAUUGACACAUCAUCAUUGACGCCAUCCACUAAAAGAUCAUUAUUAUCUGACAUUUCAAAGAUAUUUGAUCCACUCGGCUGGCUGUCUCCAGUGUCAACCAAAUUGAAACUUUUAUUCCAAAAAGUUUGGUCGUUGAAUCUUCAAUGGGAUGAAGCAGUACCUACACACAUCAAUGAAGAAUGGCUUAAAAUAAAAAAGGAGUUACCACAUAUCGAACAUAUUAACGUACCAAGAUGGCUUCAAACGCCAAAAAAUGCAAUCAUAGAGUUACACGGGUUCUGUGACUCAUCAGAAAAGGCCUAUGCAUGUGUAAUUUAUGGCAGAAUUAUCAAUCUGGAAGAAGUGGAGUGGCAAUCUCCUGUGGUUAUAGUAGCAGGAAAAUCAAAGCUCGUGCCUGUCAACAAAUCAGUAUCUCUGCCUAGAUUGGAGCUUUGCGCAGCACAAUUGUUGUCAAAACUGAUGAAAGUUGUUCAGAACUGUUUAUCAAACCAUACUAUACGAAUAUACGCAAUUUCGAACGAGCGGCGCGUGUUCUUGCUAGGACUUUGCGCGCCAUAUCUCGCAGUCAACACAAACCAAAGUAUUUGA